AUGCUUAGAGCUUUUCCUCGGCAGGCUGCUGUGAAGGUAUGCACCUUGGCUGCUGCCUUUCCAGGGUUCAAAUUUUCGAGAGGAAUGCACAGUAGGAAUAAGAAGGCAAUGGAGUUCAUAGCCAAAGGGUUUAGUGCUGUGCAGGAAGUGGACAGAGUUAUAGAUUAUUGUGAACUUUACGACAAGCGUCUCAUUCCAUAUCUUAAGACUGCAAAGGAACAGUUUGAGUUGGCUCUUGAAGCUGACAACUCAAAUACCCAUGCCAGAUACUGGCUGGGAAAGUUGCAUCUCAAAUACCACCACUUCCCUGGUGCAAAUAAAGCUGUAGGAGCUGCAUUGUUAGUGGAAGCUGCGGAGAUGGGCAAUCCAGAUGCACAGUACGAACUAGGCUGCCGCCUAAGAGCUGAGAAUCCUUAUGUACAAUCCGAUCAGCAAGCUUUCUAUUAUCUGGAAAAGGCAGUUGACCAGCUGCAUCCUGGUGCUCUAUACCUCUUAGGAGCUGUAUAUUUGACCGGGGAUUGUGUGAGCCAAGAUGUUUCUUCUGCCAUAUGGUGUUUCCACAAAGCAUCCCAGAAGGGCCAUGCUGGGGCUGCUAUAGCAUGUGGAUCCCUUCUUCUUAGAGGGGUCCAGCUUCCUGAAUCUGUGACCAGAUUUGAGAAGAAAUCGGCUCCCAAAAGGCGGAAGGAUGCUGAAAGUCUCGAGACAGAUCCAGUUGAGAGGGCAAGAGAACAAUUUGAAAUUGCUGCCACCGCAGGAUGCGAUCUUGGACUGAAAUGGUUAAAUAAACUGGAAGAGGAAAAGAAAAUUGUAUUGGGUUCUUAA
Striga hermonthica is the source of this 822-nucleotide messenger RNA. The record is from the annotation of a GenBank genome assembly. Lineage: Eukaryota; Viridiplantae; Streptophyta; Magnoliopsida; Lamiales; Orobanchaceae.